This is a messenger RNA of Aedes aegypti (yellow fever mosquito), 2024 nucleotides long. It is a transcript of the gene phr6-4, whose product is annotated as cryptochrome-2. Bases 276 to 1937 code for a protein of 553 amino acids. Gene Ontology annotation, molecular function: FAD binding; DNA binding. Lineage: Eukaryota; Metazoa; Arthropoda; Insecta; Diptera; Culicidae. Gene Ontology annotation, cellular component: nucleus; cytoplasm. The record is from RefSeq and is a predicted model, not a curated record. The transcript has 2 exons. Gene Ontology annotation, biological process: entrainment of circadian clock by photoperiod; circadian regulation of gene expression.
UUUGGCAGUAAGACGUAAAUAGCAUUUAAGAUCAUGUACGCAAAUGUUCUCAAUUAAUUUCUGAAUUUUCCAUGAUAAUUCAUUUGGAUGUAACUGUUUUUAAAAUGUCUUCAUACACCCGUUAUAUAUCGACAAGUUGAAAAUUCCUAAAAGUUCCGAAAAAGUCUAAGGAACUCAACAUUAUUUGGCCUUAUUGAAAUAUUGUGCGAGAAAUCGCAUUUUUAUUCGAAUCUCACCUUGCGCUCAAAAGUCGGUAUUAUUUUAUUACUUUAACAAUGUCCUCGCAACAAACGGUGGUCCACUGGUUCCGCAAGGGUCUGCGGUUGCACGACAAUCCUGCGCUGCUGGCAGCAAUUCGCCGUUGUCGCGAUUCCCCUCAGCAAUAUGCACUGAGACCGGUUUUCAUCCUGGACCCGGCCAUCGUUCAGUGGCUCCGAGUUGGCCCAAACCGGUGGCGCUUCUUGCAGCAAACUUUGGCGGAUUUGGAUCGGAAUCUCCGGAAAAUCAACAGCAGGCUUUACGUCGUUCGAGGAAACCCAGUAGAUGUGUUCCCAAAACUGUUCCAGGAAUGGAAUGUCUCUUUCUUAACAUUCGAACAUGACAUCGAACCAUACUCAAUAAAAAGGGAUGCAACUGUUGAAGAACAAGCCAAGAAGCACGGCGUUAAAAUACAAAUUGAGAAAUCUCUAACGAUUUACGAUCCGGAUGCGAUUCUAAAAAUGAACGCAGGAAGGCCACCUCUAACUUACCAGAAGUACGGUUCGUUGGCAUCGACUUUGAAGAUCCCUGAACCCGUAGCUACACCAAAGGAGAUUCCAUCGGACUGCGUUCCGAAACAGGAUUCGAAUGAGCGAAAGAGGGCCAACUGCUACGAUCCACCUUUGCUCGUAGAAUUGGGAGUCAAGGAGGAAGAUUUGGGAGAAUGCAAGUUCCCCGGUGGAGAAACGGAAGCGUUGCGGCGUCUUGAGGAUCAUAUGAAACGGAAAUCUUGGGUCUGUUCGUUCGAAAAGCCAAAUACGUCGCCUAAUUCAUUGGAACCGAGCACAACGGUUCUGAGUCCAUACGUAAAGUUUGGAUGUCUGAGCGCUAGAUUAUUCAUGCGAGAGUUGCAAACCGUUAUCAAAGGCCAGAAGCAUUCGCAGCCGCCAGUAUCUCUAAUCGGACAGCUGAUGUGGCGUGAGUUUUAUUAUUGCGCUGCGGCCGAUGAACCGAACUUCGACAAGAUGGUGGGGAACAGCAUUUGUCUUCAUGUUCCUUGGGACAGCAAUAAGGAGUUCCUGGAAGCGUGGACUCAUGGUCGAACCGGUUAUCCAUUCAUCGAUGCAAUAAUGCGUCAACUAAGGCAAGAAGGCUGGAUUCACCAUCUGGCUCGGCAUGCCGUCGCUUGCUUCCUGACGAGAGGUGACCUCUGGAUAUCCUGGGAAGAAGGACAACGCGUAUUUGAAGAGUUCCUCCUUGAUGCAGAUUGGGCCCUGAAUGCUGGUAAUUGGAUGUGGUUGUCCGCCUCUGCCUUCUUUCAUCAGUAUUUCCGAGUGUACAGUCCGGUGGCCUUUGGGAAGAAGACCGAUCCAGAGGGAAAAUUCAUCAAGAAAUACGUCCCCGAGUUGGCGAAGUACCCUUCCGGUAUCAUUUACGAACCGUGGAAGGCAAGCGUGGAUGUUCAGAAAAAACUCGGAUGCAUCAUUGGGAAGGAUUACCCGAACAGAAUCGUCAUUCAUGAGGAAAUACACAAGAAGAAUAUCCAAAAGAUGACGGAAGCCUAUCGCAAAAAUAAGGCGGUCAAAGAAGGGAUAAUGAAAGGCGAUAAGGAUCCGGAAGCUCCUAACGCUGGUGGAAAGCGAAAAUCGAGUUCCUCGUCAUCGCCAUCGUCAUCGAAGCCGACAGCGAAGAAACCUAAACUCAGGGAAACCUUGAUCAAGUACCUCAAAAAGAAGUAGAAAUCUGUGGGACAGUUUAAUUCAGUACUAUUAUGGCCUUAUAAUUGGAAGCAAUGAUAAUAAAUCUCUAAUUUCACCGUUUCGAGA